Messenger RNA from Dentiscutata erythropus, 324 nucleotides. The record is from the annotation of a GenBank genome assembly. NCBI's taxonomy places the organism in Eukaryota, Fungi, Glomeromycota, Glomeromycetes, Diversisporales, Gigasporaceae.
AAACAGCGAACGAGUAGGUUGUGGGGACUUUUGUGGAGAGGUGGUGCAGUCUUUCUAGCAGGAAAUCUUAUUUACCUUUGGUGGGUAAACAAGUCCAAUGAAACGCCUCAAAAAAUUUUUCGGCCAGGUGAAGAUCAUUCAUAUUACAAUGUUGUUUGUAGUGAGCAUGAGACUGGAAAGACAACGUUGACUAUAAAGGUGGCAAGAGAAAUUGGGAAAGGCAUCAUAUAUGUCGAUACUCCUGCUGACAUUGAAGAGUUUGGUAAUUCAUUUGGAAAAGCUCUUAAUCUUAUAUUUGAUGAAGAUGCAAUGUUAAUAUUAUGA